GUGCACCCUGUGCGUGCAUAUAGCCUGUUCGUUCGCCGAAAGAAUUGUUUAUAUUGGUGCUUUUUUUUAAAUAAAAGUUUAUUUAAGAGCUUCUGAAUAUUAGUAUACUUAAAUAAUGAAGCGUCACUUGCAUCUGGGCAUUAAACAGCUGACCGCCAGUUACAUCAAUGGACAAUUGUCUCCGCUGGUGGUGACGGAGCAAGCGCUGGCGGAGUCAAUUAACCUGAAGACCCUGAACGCAUUUGUGUGCGUUGCAGCCGAGCAGGCGCAGCAGCAGGCCAAGGAGUCUGUGCAACGGUAUGCGGAGCAGCGGCCGCUUGGUAGCUUAGAUGGUGUUACCGUAGCUAUUAAGGACAAUUUCUGUACCAGGAAUGUAGCCACAACUUGUGCGUCUCGCAUGUUAAAGGAUUUUAUACCGCCCUACGAUGCAACUGUUUGCGCCCGUUUAAGAGAAGCCGGCGCCGUUUUUCUGGGCAAGACGAACAUGGAUCAAUUUGCUAUGGGCGCCGGUACAGUGGACUCCAUAUAUGGGCCAACCAAGAAUAUUUGGAGUGAGUCCUUUAGUCAGGACAACUGGCGAAUAGCAGGUGGCAGUUCUGGUGGCUCUGCAUCAGCUGUUGCAGCUGGUUUGUGUUAUGCUGCAAUUGGCUCCGAUACGGGCGGUUCAACUCGAAAUCCCGCUUCUUAUUGUGGCGUGGUGGGUCUAAAGCCAACGUAUGGCCUUUGUUCUCGCUACGGUCUUAUACCACUUGUAAAUUCAAUGGAUGUACCCGGUAUAUUAACGCGAUCGGUUAGCGAUUGCGUUGAGGUGCUUAAUGCAAUAGCUGGACCUGAUGCAUUGGAUUCGACGACAAUACGACAACCAUACAAGAAACUAAAAUUGCCAGAACUAGAUCAAAUUGAUUUGCGGUGUCUGCGCAUUGGCAUACCCAAAGAAUACCAUUGCGAAGGACUUUCCGCCGAAGUACUCGAAACCUGGUCCAAGGUGGCGGAUCUGCUGGAGUGCGCAGGUGCCAGUGUACGACAGGUGUCAAUGCCUCACACUGCGGCCAGCAUAUUCGUGUACUCCAUACUAAAUCAAUGCGAGGUAGCCAGCAAUAUGGCGCGCUACGAUGGCAUCGAGUAUGGACACCGUGCAUCAGAUGAGCGAAGCACGGAACAGCUCUAUGCUCAGUCGCGAACUGAAGGCUUUAACCAGGUAGUCAAGACGCGCAUAUUAACGGGUAAUUUUCUGCUGUUGCGUAAAAACUAUGAUCAUUAUUUUGAAAAGGCAUUACGCGUGCGUCGUUUGAUUGCCGAAGAUUUUAAAAAAGUGUUUAAUCCACCCACAACCAACGAAAAGGUGGACAUAUUGUUAACGCCCACAACACUAAGCGAGGCGCCACUUUACAAGGACUUUGCCGCCCUUAGCAACCGCGAUCAGUGCGCUGUACAGGACUUUUGCACACAGCCUGCCAAUAUGGCAGGGAUCCCAGCUGUAUCGAUACCAAUACGAUUGUCCAAGUCCGGCUUGCCGCUUAGUCUGCAAUUAAUGAGUAAUAACUUGAAUGAACAGCUGCUACUUACAGUUGCUCGUUGGAUCGAGGGUCAGGUGGAAUUCGAUUGCCUAGAGAGUUUGCAGCGACAUACGGCAUGCGUGUGAACUUAAGUUAAUAAUAAGUUAUAAAUAUAAUUUUCAUCUAAAGCUUCU
Drosophila hydei is the source of this 1690-nucleotide messenger RNA. RefSeq names its product glutamyl-tRNA(Gln) amidotransferase subunit A, mitochondrial (gene GatA). Lineage: Eukaryota; Metazoa; Arthropoda; Insecta; Diptera; Drosophilidae. The transcript has 4 exons. The record is from RefSeq and is a predicted model, not a curated record. Gene Ontology annotation, biological process: mitochondrial translation; glutaminyl-tRNAGln biosynthesis via transamidation. The coding region runs from base 116 to 1642 and encodes 508 amino acids. Gene Ontology annotation, cellular component: mitochondrion; glutamyl-tRNA(Gln) amidotransferase complex. Gene Ontology annotation, molecular function: glutaminyl-tRNA synthase (glutamine-hydrolyzing) activity.